Cherax quadricarinatus is the source of this 1159-nucleotide messenger RNA. Its product is annotated as homeobox protein Hox-B5-like. Gene Ontology annotation, cellular component: nucleus. Gene Ontology annotation, biological process: anterior/posterior pattern specification; negative regulation of transcription by RNA polymerase II. Lineage: Eukaryota; Metazoa; Arthropoda; Malacostraca; Decapoda; Parastacidae. Gene Ontology annotation, molecular function: DNA-binding transcription factor activity, RNA polymerase II-specific; RNA polymerase II cis-regulatory region sequence-specific DNA binding. The record is from RefSeq and is a predicted model, not a curated record.
AUGGGGUAAAUCUGGGAGGGUUGUGGGAGGGUGCAUUCCCCGGGAGGCUAUGCACGCGAACGGCCUAGGACGUGACAAUGGCCAAGCUGCCCUGUGAUUGGCCAGCGCUGGUCACGUGACGACCGACUCACCAAAGCGUGAUAAUGGCGAAGUGCAGUAGGCCUGGGACAGUAGGCCUAUCAGUACGGCCAUCAUCUGUCGCCCGCGCGCUGUCAUGAGCUCCUAUUUUGGCAAUGUGGCUGCGGCUGGUAGCUGGGGCACCGCCGCUCAGGAUCACUAUGCCUAUAUGCAAGGUUCUAAGAGCCCUGUGGGGUAUUCAGACCCUUCACAGGCCUACUCGCAAUACGGAACAGCCAUGCACGGCUACCGCUACCCAGCAACAUACUUGGGAAACGCAGCAGCUAUCAAAAGCGAGUACGAUCAAACCACCAGCACUUCCACGCCAUCGCCAGCGCCUCCGCCUUGCUACGAUACCAACCAAGGGUUCUACACCUCCAUGGCCUCACCCAGGAGCGGUCAGCACACCCCAACCCAGUCUUCCAGCCAGCCAUCACUUCCCAACACGCCCACUCCUUCAACACCACAAGCUGCCGUCAGCCCAGCGAACAGUGAUUACCACAGUGCCAAAAUGAACGCUUGUUACUUCAAUACAGUGAGUGGAUUAGCCACACCAGCAGUUACUUCAGUGCCUCCCACAGUGCCUCUCAGUCCAACGGAUGCACACCUCUAUGGAGGGUCUCCUGCUCCUGCAGAAGGCGUCAUGCAACCCUACACCUCCAAGACUCAGACACCGGCUAACUACUAUCAGUGGGUGAAAGCUUAUCCUGCAGCAGGGCAGGAGCCUGGAGCGGGACCCAAGAGAACCAGACAGACCUACACUAGGUACCAGACACUGGAGCUGGAGAAAGAGUUCCACUUCAACCGGUACCUGACACGGCGACGACGGAUUGAGAUCGCUCACGCCCUCUGCCUCUCAGAGCGACAGAUCAAAAUCUGGUUCCAGAAUCGGAGGAUGAAGGCCAAGAAGGAGGCCAAGAUGUCGAACGACAGCGCCGGGGAGAAGAGCGAGGAGAGCGAAGAGAAAGAAAUUAGUGACACCAGCUCCUCAUCCCCUGUGCUCCUGCAGGGGGUGCUAGCGGGGACGCUGUCAGCUACUUGA